Messenger RNA from Passer domesticus (house sparrow), 1970 nucleotides. RefSeq names its product ubiquitin conjugating enzyme E2 Q2 (gene UBE2Q2). The record is from RefSeq and is a predicted model, not a curated record. NCBI's taxonomy places the organism in Eukaryota, Metazoa, Chordata, Aves, Passeriformes, Passeridae. The transcript is spliced from 13 exons. Gene Ontology annotation, molecular function: protein binding. The coding region runs from base 233 to 1366 and encodes 377 amino acids.
GCCCGCCGGGGAGGAAGGGAAGGGAAGGGGAGCGGGCUGCGCUGUUGCCCUUUUAAGCGAGCGAGCGGGCGCCGGAGGCCGGUACAAAGGGAGCUCCGCCGUGCCCCGCCGGCUGGGGCUGCCCCGGCCCCGCCAUCUUCUGCCCCGCAGGCGCGGCCGGGGCCAGGGUCGGGCCGGCUGAGUCGGAGGGAGGCGGCGGCAGCGCAGGCCCGGGCCCGGAGAUGAGGCCAGGAUGUCGGUGUCAGGGCUCAAGGCCGAGCUGAAGUUCCUCGAGUCCAUUUUCGACAAGGACCACGAGCGCUUCCGCAUCGUCUCCUGGAAGCUGGACGAGCUCCACUGCCAGUUUGUGCUCCUGCCACCGCCACCGGGCUCCAGCCCGCAGCCGCCGCCGCCGCUCACCAUCCACUGCAACAUCACGGAAUCUUACCCCUCUUCAUCACCAAUAUGGUUUGUAGAAUCAGAUGACCCAAACCUGACUUCAGUCUUAGAGCGUUUAGAAGAUAUUAAGAAGAGCAAUACUCUGCUUCUUCAGCAGCUGAAGCGAUUAAUAUGUGACCUCUGCAGAUUAUAUAAUCUUCCUCAGCAUCCAGAUGUUGAAAUGUUAGAUCAGCCAUUGCCAGCUGGACAGAAUGGAACAACAGAAGAAGUUACAUCAGAGGAGGAGGAAGAAGAUGAUAUGGGUGAAGACAUUGAAGAUCUGGAUCACUAUGAUAUGAAGGAGGAGGAACCAGUUGAUGGGAAGAAAUCUGAGGAUGAAGGCAUUGAAAAAGAGAACCUUGCAAUCUUAGAAAAAAUCAGAAAAAAUCAAAGGCAAGAUCACUUAAAUGGUGCAGUCUCUGGGUCAGUGCAGGCUUCAGAUCGACUUAUGAAAGAACUCAGGGAUAUAUAUAGAUCACAGAGUUAUAAAACAGGGAUAUAUUCAGUGGAACUGGUAAAUGACAGCUUGUAUGAAUGGCAUGUUAAGCUUCUCAAGGUUGAUCCUGAUAGCCCACUGCAUAGUGAUCUUCAGGUCUUAAAAGAAAAAGAAGGUGUAGAAUACAUUUUACUCAACUUCUCUUUUAAGGAUAACUUCCCUUUUGAUCCUCCCUUUGUGCGAGUGGUGUCUCCUGUGCUCACUGGAGGGUAUGUCCUAGGUGGAGGUGCAUUAUGCAUGGAACUUCUUACUAAACAGGGCUGGAGCAGUGCCUACUCAAUAGAAUCAGUCAUCAUGCAGAUCAAUGCCACUUUAGUCAAAGGAAAAGCCAGAGUACAGUUUGGAGCCAAUAAGAAUCAAUAUAAUCUAGCAAGAGCACAGCAGUCCUAUAAGUCACUAGUACAAAUACAUGAGAAAAAUGGCUGGUACACUCCUCCAAAAGAAGAUGGCUAAUGCUGAGGACUGUUGCAUACCUGGACCAAUGUCAACAAAACAAGCUCUUUUUUAUGUUUUCCAACACACAGACUCAAGCUAUGAGUGCCCCUAUAACAGCUGUACUGAGGACUUUAGCUAUUAGAUAGUUAGUGGAUAAUCUGUCAACUGACACGUACAGUAUAAGUUACAGCCUUACCAUUCCGCUCCUCUUAGGCAUCUGGACUGAGCAGUUUGGGCCUUUACCAUAUUUGUUCUUAUGGAUUAAGCAGAUUUGGGCCACGCCCUCCCCUCUCCCUUUUUUAUUUGAAAGUAUAAACUCUCCCUGCAGCAGGCUAUCAACUUACUCAAGAUCAUACAAUAGGAGUGAGUUGUUCGCACACUUCUGUGUAUUUCUUACUUUUUGCAAAAUGCAGACUGCAGAGAUUUGCAUUGUAUUGUUUCAUUUAAAGCCAAGAAGUUUAAUACGUUGUUUAACAUUGUUUUAGGAAAUGUCAGGUCUUGCAAAUCACAGUAGUUUUUCUGGUCUAAAAUGACUGCGUUUGUAGUAUUUUCCAAAUUAAUGAUAUAGGAAAAACACAUGUAUGUUAAGUCAUUAAACAUUUUUCAUGGCUGUAUGAGAAUA